Mus caroli (Ryukyu mouse) is the source of this 2510-nucleotide messenger RNA. Lineage: Eukaryota; Metazoa; Chordata; Mammalia; Rodentia; Muridae. The record is from RefSeq and is a predicted model, not a curated record.
GACCGCAGCGUGGCGGUGUGUGGCGGUAGCGACGGCGGGCCGUAGGGCAACCGGAAGGUUUCCGGUUCCGGUGUAACGUUCGGGCUCCGUCUCAGGGGCUGAAGUUUGUGAGGUGUAGUUUUUUUGUCCGAUUGGAGCUCUCAUUCUCCAUUUUCUCCGAAAUGGCGCUGUCUAAGCGGGAGCUGGAUGAGCUGAAGCCAUGGAUAGAGAAGACGGUGAAGAGAGUACUGGGCUUCUCAGAGCCCACGGUGGUCACUGCAGCCUUGAACUGUGUGGGGAAGGGCAUGGACAAAAAGAAGGCGGCUGAUCACCUGAAACCUUUUCUUGAUGAUUCCACUCUCCGAUUUGUGGAUAAGCUGUUUGAGGCUGUGGAGGAAGGACGAAGCUCAAGGCAUUCCAAGUCUAGCAGUGACAGAAGCAGAAAGCGAGAGUUAAAGGAGUUCCAGGAAGCGCUCGCCCCUGGCUGAGGAUAUGUCCUUGCAAAACACGAGCCCUCCUAGUGAAGAGGGGAUGUCACCCAAAGCCUACCACCGGAGGUGUUUGGUGAUGACUCUGAGAUCUCAAAGGAAUCAUCCGGGGUAAAGAAGCGGCGGAUACCCCGUUUUGAGGAGGUAGAAGAGGAGCCAGAGGUGAUCCCUGGACCUCCAUCAGAAAGCCCUGGCAUGCUAACGAAGCUCCAGAUCAAACAGAUGAUGGAGGCAGCAACACGACAAAUUGAGGAACGGAAAAAACAGCUGAGCUUCAUCAGCCCCCCUGCACCUCAGCCAAAGACACCUUCUUCUUCCCAACCAGAGCGACUUCCCAUCGGCAACACUAUUCAGCCCUCCCAGGCCGCUACCUUUAUGAACGAUGCCAUUGAGAAAGCGAGGAAAGCUGCCGAGCUGCAAGCCCGAAUCCAGGCCCAGCUGGCGUUGAAGCCAGGGCUUAUUGGCAAUGCCAACAUGGUGGGCCUAGCUAAUCUCCAUGCCAUGGGCAUAGCUCCACCGAAAGUAGAGUUGAAAGACCAGACUAAGCCUACCCCACUGAUCCUGGACGAGCAAGGCCGCACUGUGGAUGCCACGGGCAAGGAGGUGGAGCUCACACAUCGCAUGCCCACCCUGAAGGCAAACAUUCGGGCUGUGAAGCGGGAACAGUUCAAGCAGCAGCUAAAAGAAAAGCCAUCAGAAGACAUGGAGUCUAAUACCUUUUUUGAUCCCCGAGUCUCAAUUGCCCCUUCCCAGCGCCAAAGACGCACUUUUAAAUUCCAUGACAAGGGCAAAUUUGAGAAGAUUGCUCAACGAUUACGGACAAAGGCGCAACUGGAGAAGCUGCAAGCAGAGAUUUCACAGGCUGCUAGAAAAACAGGCAUUCAUACUUCAACUAGACUUGCCCUCAUUGCUCCCAAAAAGGAGCUAAAGGAAGGCGAUAUCCCGGAGAUUGAGUGGUGGGACUCGUACAUCAUACCCAACGGCUUUGACCUUACAGAGGAAAAUCCCAAGAGAGAAGACUAUUUUGGAAUCACAAAUCUUGUUGAACAUCCAGCCCAGCUUAAUCCUCCAGUUGACAAUGAUACACCAGUUACCCUUGGGGUAUAUCUUACGAAGAAGGAGCAGAAGAAACUUCGGAGGCAAACAAGAAGGGAAGCACAGAAAGAGCUACAAGAGAAAGUCAGGCUAGGCCUGACGCCUCCUCCAGAACCCAAAGUGAGAAUCUCAAAUUUAAUGCGAGUAUUAGGAACAGAAGCAGUUCAAGACCCUACAAAGGUAGAAGCCCAUGUCAGAGCUCAGAUGGCAAAGAGACAGAAAGCGCAUGAAGAGGCCAAUGCGGCCCGAAAACUUACAGCAGAACAGAGAAAGGUCAAGAAAAUUAAAAAGCUUAAAGAAGACAUUUCACAGGGGGUGCACAUAUCUGUGUAUAGAGUUCGAAAUUUGAGCAACCCAGCCAAGAAGUUCAAGAUUGAGGCCAAUGCUGGGCAGCUGUACCUGACAGGGGUGGUGGUGCUGCACAAAGAUGUCAACGUGGUGGUAGUGGAAGGGGGCCCCAAAGCCCAGAAGAAAUUUAAGCGUCUCAUGCUACAUCGGAUAAAGUGGGAUGAGCAGACAUCUAACACGAAGGGAGAUGAUGAUGAGGAAUCUGAUGAAGAAGCUGUGAAGAAAACUAACAAAUGUGUACUAGUAUGGGAGGGUACAGCCAAAGACCGGAGCUUUGGAGAAAUGAAGUUUAAACAGUGCCCUACAGAGAACAUGGCUCGUGAGCAUUUCAAAAAGCAUGGGGCUGAACACUACUGGGACCUUGCACUGAGUGAAUCUGUGUUGGAGUCCACCGACUGAGACUACUGCUAGCCCUUGUAUCUUCUUUGCCUUUGUUUCUUCUGUCUUCUCACUCUACUUCCCAACCUUAUCCCACCGUGUGUGUGAUCUCAGAACUGUGCCAGGCCGAUACCAGGACAAAAAGACUACCAAGUUCACCCAAUCAGCCUGGUGCUACCCUCCAUCCUGUAUGUGCAUAUGAUUAAAGAGUUAUUUUUAAAA